Bombina bombina (fire-bellied toad) is the source of this 1754-nucleotide messenger RNA. RefSeq names its product transmembrane protein 180. Bases 131 to 1522 code for a protein of 463 amino acids. The record is from RefSeq and is a predicted model, not a curated record. The transcript has 7 exons. Lineage: Eukaryota; Metazoa; Chordata; Amphibia; Anura; Bombinatoridae.
AAAAAGUACACACACUACACUUCCGCAUCUUGCUGCUGCUUGUGCUGCAUACGGGUUGCGAGGGGCAACAGGCUGAGGAGGGGCUCGCAGAGUGUGGUGGUCACCACCUGCUACAUGAUUAAGAAUAAACAUGGCGUCAUUGUUUGGAAUCAACAGGUCGGCGUUGGCUUAUUCUAUGACAACGUUGGGCGCAGGAAUGAUAAACCAUAUAUUUUAUUUUUACUACGUGAAGCUGUUUCUAAACCAGUAUAAGAUAUCAGAGGGAGCCUUUCACAAGGCACAGAUUGUGUUCAUGAUAUGGAAUGCCAUCAACGAUCCCCUCUUUGGUUAUAUACAAGAUAACUCCAAAAUACCAUUCUGCUCAAAACGCAGACUUUCCAUUCUUUACGGCGCUCCAUUUUACACCCUGGCGUUUCUCCUUCCCUGGUUUCCUUGGAGAAAUUACGCAGAAGGCGAUUGGCUAAGUGGUGUGCACCUAGUCGUGGCACUGUGUGUGUUUGAUGGCAUGCUUACCUUUGUUUUGCUGGCACAGUGUGCCCUUUUUACCGAGAUUUCAACCAAGCACGAUACCCGCCUGCAGCUAAUUAAGUAUAAUCAAAUGGCUUCGUUAUUGGGAUCUACAAGCAUCCUAUUUUGUGGGCUGGUGUCUAACAACAUGGAACAUUUCCCUCGUUUUCAGGUCUUUACUGUCAUCUUGGCAGUUUUGUCCACCGCAUGUAUGUGUUACACUGGGGUAUUUAGCAGAACGCAAUAUGAGCAAGAGGAAAAGCAGCCUGAUUACUGUAAAUCAGAACCUCCUCUAUCUCUGUCGUCUGUUAUAAGACUCACCAUACAAAUCCUCAAAGAAAAGAAUUUUCUCAUUUUUAUUUCAAUGAAUUUUUUUCAAGUCUUUCAUGCCACUUUCUGCAGCAACUUCAUGAUGAUCUUCGCAGAUAACCUCAUCCCUACAGAUGCACUGCCCUCCAUCGUACGAAGCUUCAUGUACGGAGCUGGCUUCAUUUGCCCUCAGCUCAUUGUUCUAAUCAGCCACUCGCUAUUGGGGCAGAUUGGAUAUUACAAGAUGAUCUUGUACUGUUUCUACAUAGAAGCAAUUUCAGCGGUUUUUAUGCUGUUUAUAGGAGCUCAGCAUUAUUAUAUUCUGGCCGUCUUCCUCACUGGGAACAUGGUACUCGUCUCUGCCACGUUCAGUGUGUUUAAUUUACCACUUGCCGAUAUUGUGGAUGCUGAUUUAGCAAGAUACAAACGCAAGUCCCCCCUCUCCUCCAUGGUGUUUGGGACAAAUGCUCUUUUUACUAAGCCUGCCCAGUCUUUGGCUCCCAUGUUGGUGGUGACUAUACUCAAUCAGUACGGAUAUGAGAACUUAGCCAAGGACAGUAACGUGCAUGAUCCCAGCAUGUUACUAGGUCUCCACCAAGUCAUGUUUUAUUUGACCUGCAUUGUACCUCUAUGUAUCGCUGCCGUGCAGAUUAUAAUAUGGACGCCAUACUCCAUACGGGACAGCCAUGAAACCACGUCACAGUAACGCCAGAUUGUGUACGCUCAUGCCGGGAAACAUACUUUUUUUUUUAUACACUCUAGGAGAUGGUUUUGGUGCCUUAUAUUUUUUUAUUUUAAACUUUUAUGCUAAGAAUUUUCUAUGAUAAAAAACAAAUAUCUAAAAUUUUGUGUAACCUGUAAAUGAUCUGGCUCCUUUAAAAAUGUAUAUUUGGGUGUUUUUGUUUUUUUAAAAAUAUAUAUAAAUAAUGGAAAAGGGA